Molecule: messenger RNA, 2009 nt
Organism: Dipodomys spectabilis (banner-tailed kangaroo rat)
Lineage: Eukaryota; Metazoa; Chordata; Mammalia; Rodentia; Heteromyidae
Gene: Zdhhc16
Product: zinc finger DHHC-type palmitoyltransferase 16
Exons: 13
Coding region: 475-1608 (377 amino acids)
Biological process (GO): protein palmitoylation
Cellular component (GO): Golgi apparatus
Molecular function (GO): palmitoyltransferase activity
Source: RefSeq, a predicted model, not a curated record
CUGGAGGUUGAGGAUGGGCUGGCGGCGGGUCCGGGUCCACCCUCUGUGGCUCAGAGCGGCGGGCUAUGGCGGGUCUGCUUGAGUCCGGCCCGCCCGGGGCGCUGAGCUGGAGGAAGGGGCUGUGAGUGACAGCAGAGGCUGCGGGGCUCAAUUUGGCUGCUUGAAGCGUUGGCAGGCGGCAGAAGGAAAGUCUGCACAUGAAUAAUACUGCUCUUUACUGAUGUCUGACAUCUGCUUGAGAUGGAAACAUCCUGAGAGCAUCUUUGUCCAGAUGAAAUUUGCCACGACUUUGAUCUGUUUCAUCUGCCUUCUGGAAGAAUGAUAGGAGCAAACACUUUAGUGUUAUCACAUUGGCAGACGUAUCCUUGAUGGUAUUUGUAGAACAGAUAGACAUCUGACCACUUUCCACUUCUGCAUCUCUCCAGGUCAUUCAUUCAACAAAUAUUUAUUGACUACAUCCAUGAGCCAGGAACCAUGCGGGUCCAGCGGAGCCUGCUGCUGGGCCCAGCCCGUCUCUGCCUGCGUAUUCUCCUGCUCCUGGGCUACAGGCGCCGCUGUCCACCUUUGCUCCGAGGACUGGUACAGCGAUGGCGGUAUGGCAAGGUCUGCCUGCGCUCCCUGCUGUACAACUCCUUUGGGGGCAGCGACACUGCUGUUGAUGCUGCCUUUGAGCCUGUCUACUGGCUGGUGGACAACGUGAUCCGCUGGUUUGGGGUGGUGUUCGUGGUGCUGGUGAUUGUGCUGACGGGCUCCAUCGUGGCCAUUGCCUACCUAUGUGUCCUGCCCCUCAUUCUCCAAACCUACUCAGUGCCACGACUCUGUUGGCAUUUCUUCUAUAGUCACUGGAAUCUGAUCCUCAUCGUCUUCCAUUACUACCAGGCCAUCACCACUCCUCCUGGGUACCCACCUCAGGGUAGGAAUGACAUUGCCACAGUCUCCAUCUGUAAGAAGUGCAUUUACCCCAAGCCAGCCCGAACACAUCACUGCAGCAUCUGCAAUAGGUGUGUGCUGAAGAUGGAUCAUCACUGCCCCUGGCUAAACAAUUGUGUGGGCCAUUAUAAUCAUCGGUACUUCUUCUCUUUCUGCUUUUUCAUGACUCUGGGCUGUGUCUAUUGCAGCUAUGGAAGUUGGGAUCUUUUCCGGGAGGCCUAUGCUGCCAUUGAGAAAAUGAAACAGCUCGACAAGAACAAACUACAGGCGGUUGGCAACCAGACUUACCACCAGACCCCACCACCUAUCUUCUCCUUUCGAGAAAGGAUAACCCACAAGAGUCUUGUCUACCUCUGGUUCCUGUGCAGUUCUGUGGCACUUGCUCUGGGUGCCCUAACUGUAUGGCAUGCCAUUCUUAUCAGCCGAGGUGAGACUAGCAUUGAAAGGCACAUAAACAAGAAGGAGAGACGUCGGUUACAGGCCAAGGGCAGGGUAUUUAGAAAUCCCUACAACUAUGGCUGCUUGGACAACUGGAAGAUAUUCCUGGGUGUGGACACAGGAAGGCAUUGGCUCACCCGGGUGCUGUUACCUUCCAAUCACCUGCCCCAUGGGAAUGGGUUGAGCUGGGAGCCCCCUCCGUGGGUGACAGCUCACUCAGCUUCUGUCAUGGCAGUGUAAACUAGGUUGUCAGCCAUGCGUGUUUGAUCUGAUGCUUCAAGGGCAGCUUUUCUUGGAGUCCUUGAUCAAAAAGAGCCAUUGAGCCUGUCUUAGGGUCCUAUGCAAGGACAUCUCACAGACAGACCAACCUUCAGGACACUAUAAAAGCAAGAGACAAUGGAGAGAAUUCCUGGGACUGAUGUCCUUUUACUCAGGCAAAUAGAAGUUCUAGCCCCAGACUUGGGGUCAGGCAACUGGCUUAUCUUGUCUGACCUAGUCCAGUACUGGGGCUAGCUACCACCUCUUCCACUUCCUGUCUGGGAAAACAAUGGUAUAGUAUGCUGGGCCUCCUGACUUCUCAGCAGGCAGACAUCCGGCCUGCUCUUGAGGUCACUGCCAUUCUCACAUGCUACUGAAGAGAG